This is a messenger RNA of Asparagus officinalis (garden asparagus), 1535 nucleotides long. RefSeq names its product protein NSP-INTERACTING KINASE 1-like. The coding region runs from base 60 to 1301 and encodes 413 amino acids. The transcript is spliced from 5 exons. Gene Ontology annotation, biological process: protein phosphorylation. Lineage: Eukaryota; Viridiplantae; Streptophyta; Magnoliopsida; Asparagales; Asparagaceae. The record is from RefSeq and is a predicted model, not a curated record. Gene Ontology annotation, molecular function: ATP binding; protein kinase activity.
CAUGCAGCAUUAUCGGAAAUCCGUUGAUUUGUGCUACUGGCUUAGAUUGCUCUGGCACAAUGCAAAUGCCUAUUUCCUUCGAUGUUAAUAAUUCACAAAGGGCUCCAGCUCCAAUAAAACCCAAAGGUCACAAGUUCGCUGUUGCAUUUGGUUCUGCUCUUAGCUGUGUUUGCUUAUUUCUAUGCGCGCUUGGGUUGCUCCUCUGGUGGAGACAGCAGCAUAACCAACAGAUCUUCCUUGACGUCAAUGACCAACAUAAUGAGGAAGUUUGCCUUGGAAAUUUGAAGAGGUUUAGCUUGAGGGAGCUUCAGACUGCUACAAAUAACUUCAGCAAUAAGAACAUACUAGGAAAAGGUGGCUUUGGAAAUGUAUAUAAAGGUCAUCUUGCCGAUGAAACUUUGGUGGCUGUGAAAAGGCUCAAGGAUGGAAACGCUGCAGGUGGAGAGACCCAAUUUCAGACUGAAGUGGAGAUGAUAAGCUUAGCAGUCCAUCGAAAUCUACUCAAAUUAUAUGGGUUUUGUAUGACUACUACCGAGAGGCUUCUAGUUUAUCCCUAUAUGUCCAAUGGAAGUGUCGCCUCCCGAUUGAAAGGUAAGCCAUCACUAGAGUGGGGUACAAGAAAGAGAAUAGCACUGGGAGCAGCAAGAGGUCUACUUUAUCUCCAUGAACAAUGUGAUCCCAAGAUAAUUCACCGAGAUGUCAAAGCAGCAAACAUACUGCUUGAUGACUACUGUGAGGCCAUAGUUGGCGAUUUUGGGCUAGCAAAGCUUUUGGAUCACAAGGAUUCUCAUGUGACUACUGCUGUUAGAGGUACCGUUGGUCAUAUAGCUCCCGAGUAUCUCUCAACAGGCCAAUCUUCUGAGAAAACUGACGUGUUUGGAUUUGGCAUUCUUCUUCUUGAACUGAUCACUGGCCAGACUGCUCUUGAGUUUGGGAAGGCGGCAAAUCAGAAAGGAGCCAUGAUAGAAUGGGUGAAAAAAGUUCACCUAGAGAAAAAACUUGACAUGCUAGUGGACAAGGACCUGAAGAACAGGUAUGAUCAUGUAGAGCUUGAAGAGAUGGUUCAGGUCGCACUCCUAUGCACCCAAUAUCUCCCAGGCCACCGGCCAAAGAUGUCAGAGGUAGUGAGAAUGCUGGAAGGAGAUGGUCUUGCUGAGAAGUGGGAAGCCUCUCAGGGGCUUGACCCACCUCCCAAGUUCAAAGUGCCUGAGUCCUCAUCUAAUUCAGAGCGCUGCUACUCUGAUCUUACUGAUGAUUCAUCGCUUCUGGUACAAGCAAUGGAGCUCUCUGGACCAAGGUAAUGAUGAUGAUGAUGAUGAUGAUAAAAAGAUAAUAAAUUCAAACAGAAAGGUAGAGUGUUGUUAUUGAAGAACUUGUACAGUAAAAAGUGAGUUAAAUGUUUUUUUAGUGUAUUUUGUAUAAUGGUCUAUGAGCUCUUGUGGAGAAUAGCAUAAUGUGUAGAGUUGAUUUCCAAUUAAUUUCAAGAGAUAAGUUCUGAGAAAUUUCAUGGAAUGUAGUGGAGAAUAAAUUGAAUU